Puccinia graminis f. sp. tritici CRL 75-36-700-3 is the source of this 1417-nucleotide messenger RNA. RefSeq lists its product as uncharacterized. The transcript is spliced from 6 exons. The coding region runs from base 1 to 1158 and encodes 385 amino acids. NCBI's taxonomy places the organism in Eukaryota, Fungi, Basidiomycota, Pucciniomycetes, Pucciniales, Pucciniaceae. The record is from RefSeq and is a predicted model, not a curated record.
AUGACCAUCCUCAUCGAGCUCAAUGCGCAUCAACAAACACCCUGGCCAUCAAACAUGAGCACGACGACGACUGCAACAACAUCCAAAUUCAUCCUCCCCCACUUCGGACCACGCAAACUCACGCCGCUCAAGAGCUCCAUCAAGCCCACCGACAUCCCACCGGAGACAACCCGGUUCCUAUCCCAGGUCUAUACCAUCAUCCAGAACCGACCCCGAGAAUUCCAGAGGACCCAAGUGAACCGUCCCAGACACUGGUGGCGAUCAUCCGAGCAUCGAACACCCACCAGAUGGUCCCUCUAUCGUCACCUGCUCAAACAUUCAUCCUGGUUCGACAAUCAACUCAUAUCCAAAUCUGCCAACCCACAACCUAAAUCGGCCACCUUCUCAUCCACACCCGUCCUCACCAAUCAGAUCAGAUCCGAAUUCAAGCGCUACAAAACACUCAGGACAAUCCCUCAUACCCAAGAAGUGCUUAGACAAGGAUAUCUGCUAUUGACGAAAUUGGUCAAUGCGAAAUUCGGGGAUCUGGACGAUUUGAACGAGCUCAAAUCGUACAGACACGAUUUGGUUCAAUCUAGAUAUCGGAAGAUUUGGGGGAAAACGUACAAGGCCCAACUCAAUGCCCAACGCCCUCGUACUCCGAUCAUGACCGGCCGAUUCUUAAGACCGUCUGUUCUCAAUGGUCCCUUACCACGACUAGCCCAUCAACCAUUACAUAUUAGCAUGAUGAUGAGCUCUCGUCGCAAAAAACGUGAACGGAGGGUUGCCGAACAUCGGCAUCUAAAGGACAAACUAGACACCGUCCGACAGGAGCAUCAGUUCGAUUCGGCCAUUAUUGCCCAUGAUCAAGCCCACGUCUUCGAUCAGGAACAUAAUAGAGAAGUCAAAGGUAUAUUGGAUCGAUUAAACGACAUCAGUCACAGUUUUACGCUUGACAAAGAGCGAGAGAGGAAAGUAUACAGUCGAGAGCUAUUAGACAAGAUCGAAGCGGCCAGGAGGAGACGGCCGGGGGUGAUGGCCGAACGGAACCGAUGGAAACGGAUCAAGACCAGGACGGCCGAGCUGGAUUAUGUGGUGGAGGAUGAUCCCGAAGGCGGGGCAGAAACGGCCGAGGGAAAACGGUUUCGUCUCCCCGAGCCAUCCUUUUGGCAGAAAUGAUCGGCCUACAGUCAUACCUAAACAUUCAAUUGUCCUGUUUUGUGUGCUAGCUGAAGCACCAUUUGUCCUUGGCACUAUGUAUAAACACCAUAAGAGAGGGGGUUGAGUGUAUAUAUUGCUGUUUGUCUGAACCAGACCUUCGAAAAAUUGGCUAACAUAUGUGCAAGCAAGGGGUAUUUGAUCACUCCAACCCUACAUAUGAUCUUAUGGUUAAUUACAAAGCCACCAAUCCACAUAAGGAUAAUAGCUUCGAUGUGAU